This is a messenger RNA of Pyricularia grisea, 1272 nucleotides long. RefSeq lists its product as uncharacterized. Lineage: Eukaryota; Fungi; Ascomycota; Sordariomycetes; Magnaporthales; Pyriculariaceae. The record is from RefSeq and is a predicted model, not a curated record. The transcript has a single exon. Bases 1 to 1272 code for a protein of 423 amino acids.
AUGAUGGCUACAAUCUUGGAUAUGGUCGAUAAGCCACUCGCCAUCAAGGUUAUGCCUCAAAUCCUUCUACAAGCUUUCGGCAUGGACUAUGGAUUUGAUGACCAGCGACAUUACACCAGAGAUCGGGUUGUUCUUGUUCGGCAUGUGUCCCUAGUCCGACACCUGGUUGGUACGCAAAAUCGAGCGGUCGUGGAGGUACCGGGACAAGGUCCAAACACUCACCUUUUUGAUGUUACACACGGAGAGUUUGAAGAGGGAGAUUGUGUCAUCAUUUUCCUCCCUCGGGCGUUCCUCCCUAGAGACUCUCAUCCUAUAUUUCAAGCGAUGGGUUCAAACUUCACCGUGAAAGGCGAAGUCGGUGUCCAAGUGAAACAUAUCAGCAGCAACGGGCUAUAUAGUCACGGAGUUGUCAAGUCCAUCAGGGAUUUCCCCGAAGUCGAGACAAUACUUGACGGGCUUGCCGACUUUUACGGAUGCGAAAUGCAAGCAGUUUCAGACCUCAAUGCUCUUUUUGAUCUGGAAAAGGUGCUUGGGGUAAAGAGAUGGGAAAUCAAAACAUCGCCACAAUCCAUUGGGCCUGCGCCUGGAUUUUACAAAAGGUCGACAAUUUCGAGGCUGAAAGAUUGCCCCAACCUUUUUACGAAGCCGAAAUACAAGCGAUUUACCUACCAGGAGUCGGUGAAAAUGGACGGGUCCACGAUGGCUGUCUACUUCAUUCCAAAACACUCUCCGUUCUUUGUGACGCUGCAUCCCCUUCCUCAGCCACACGGUCCUCAUAUGAUGCUAUCCAACGGCAGGUUUGGCGUCUGUUCUGCCAACAACGACCUUCCGGAACGCGAAGACUGUCCGUACUGGAAGGUUGCCCUGCGAGAAAAGCUGCCGCAAAUCAUGAAUGAUCAAAACCUGGACAUGGUCCUCCAGGGCGAGCUCGUCGGUGACAAAAUCAACCAAAACCGUCACAAUUAUGGACCGGGCCAACACGACUUCUUUGCAUUUGACAUUUACGACCAUCUCGACGAGGGUGACUGGCUUCCAGCCAAUCAGGUGGUGGCGUGGUGCAACAAGUUCGGCGUGAAACAUGUCCCAGUCAAGAAGACUCUUCAUAUCACCGACAUUGCCAAAUGCCACGAGGAAAUACAACAACAUGCGGACAAGGAAGUGCAUCCAGAUGGGAGCCAUGCGGAGGGGUUGGUGUUCAAGUGCCUGCAGGAGUCGGGAAGAAGAUUCAAAGUUCACAAUCGUCACUAUUUGAAGCAGCAUGGUUUGAAGUGA